AAGUUGGAGAGUAUAUAGACCAGAAGAAGACAUCAGCGGCCGCAGCCUUCUCCUCCUCCCGCUGCCGCGCCGGCCACCCGCCGUCUCCUUCCUCCUCCUCAACCCGUCCACCGCGUACGCAGCGUCCCCACGAACCCAAGGAAUCCGUGGAAUCCCAAUCCAACCGCCGUCCCGUCUCUCUGCUUCCUUCCCGGAACCUGAAAGAAAUCCGAGGGUGCGUGCGGCAUGGACACGGAGCCGCUGCUGCCGACGCACCUCCUCCGCCCGCUGCCGGAGCACUCGGAGGUGUCCCAUUUCUCCUCCCCGCCUUCACCCACCUGCCCAUCCCCAGCCGCCUCCUACAAGGACCGCAUCAUCUUUGGCGCCCACCAGCAGCAGCAGCCGCCGCCCCCUCCGCCGCCGCCGCCGCCGCGCUCGCACCAGCACCCGCACCGCGCCCACCACCGCCGCAGCUCCAUCGACGGCCUCCUCGACCUCGACCUGCCCUCCUGCUCCUCGUCCCCGCCCUCGCCGCCGUCGGACCCGGAGGACCCUUCCUCCGCCGGCGCCGGCGCCGGCGCGCCCUCCCUCUUCGAGAAGUUCAUGGCCAACGCCGCUGGCGCCCGCACCAACCUCCACCGCUCCCGGACCGCCCCGGCCAUGGCGCCGCUCAGCGCCGCGGCGCUCGCGGCCGCCGCAGCGUCCGGGGACCAGGCCCCGGCCCCGCCCAAGCGCCCCGCCAUCGUGCUGCACGCCUUCCUCUUCCUGCUCGCCUACCUCGCUCUCGGCGUCGCCUUCUACGCCGCCGCGCCCGCCAACUUCACCUCCUCCGCGGGGCCCACGCACCCCGUCGCCGACGCGCUCUACUUCUGCAUCGUCACGCUCUGCACCAUCGGCUACGGGGACAUCACGCCCGCCACACCCGCCGCCAAGCUCUUCUCCAUCUCCUUCGUCCUCGUCGGCUUCGGCUUCGUUGACAUCCUCCUCUCCGGGAUGGUCUCCUAUGUGCUCGACCUGCAGGAGCACCUCCUCAUCACCGCCCUCAAGAACCCAACCUCCGCGCGCAAGCACCGCCACAACUACAUCUUUGACAUCAAGAAGGGCAGGAUGCGCAUCCGGAUGAAGGUGGCGCUCGCGCUGGGUGUAGUGGCUGUAUGCGUGGGUGUCGGAGCUGCAGUUCUCAGGAAGGUGGAGAGCCUGGGCUGGCUCGACGCCGUCUAUCUUGCGGUCAUGUCGGUGACCACAGUCGGUUAUGGGGACCAGGCGUUCCAGACGCUGGCUGGCCGGCUUUUUGCAUCUGCGUGGCUGCUCGUGUCCACCCUGGCUGUGGCAAGGGCAUUCCUCUAUUUGGCAGAGAUGAGGAUUGACAAGAGGCACCGAGCCAUGGCCAACUGGGUGCUGUCCAGAGACAUGACCGUGUCUGAAUUUCUUGCUGCAGACAUCGACAACAAUGGAUAUGUCACGAAAUCAGAAUUUGUUAUUUACAAGCUCAAGGAGAUGGGGAAGAUUUCUGAAAAAGAUAUCAUGAUGAUCUGUGAUCAAUUCCAAAGGCUGGACACAGGAAACUGUGGAAAGAUUACGCUUUCAGAUCUUCUGGAGAGCCAUCACUUGGUCUCAGAACCCAGGGACAAGAAAAAGGGGAAGAAAUCUUAACAGGUGUCAGGGAUGCACAGAAAUUGUAGAGCAGUGUUAAAAUUUUGGGACUAGAAAACACACCAAAUCAGCAAGUCUGGAACAGGAGUCAUUCUCCUACACGGAAUGGAGAGGACGGGAUCCAUUGAAGGUAGGAAGUCUGGAACAGGAGUCAUUCUCCUACAGGGCAUGGAGAUGACGGGAUCCAUUGAAGGUAGGAAGUCUGGAACAGGAGUCGUUCUCCUACACGGAAUGUAGAGGACGGGAUCCAUUGAAGGUAGGAUAGCUCCAUAGAAGUUGUAGUUGCGCUCCAGAUAUGAUUCUACCCUAGAAAUGGUGGAAAGAUCAUUACUGUGAAUAGGACGCGGCUGUAAAUAUGGACAUGUAUACAUGAUGGUCUUUUCAGAUUCUUUUAAGAAUAUACAUGGUGGUUGGUGGGGGAUUACCUGAUUAGGCUGCUCCAUUAUCUGAAGCAUGUCUGUUCAUUUUUAAGAAUAUAUAUUUCUGGCCACAGUUGGCCAGCAUGGAA
Sorghum bicolor (sorghum) is the source of this 2140-nucleotide messenger RNA. Its product is annotated as two pore potassium channel c. The transcript has 2 exons. The record is from RefSeq and is a predicted model, not a curated record. Bases 226 to 1632 code for a protein of 468 amino acids. Gene Ontology annotation, biological process: potassium ion transmembrane transport; stabilization of membrane potential. Gene Ontology annotation, molecular function: potassium ion leak channel activity. Gene Ontology annotation, cellular component: plant-type vacuole membrane. Lineage: Eukaryota; Viridiplantae; Streptophyta; Magnoliopsida; Poales; Poaceae.